AUGGAAUUUGAAGAAUUUUCUUUAACAGAAAAGCAAGAAAAAUCUGAAUGUAUAAGCACUUAGUCUAGUCUCUACUCUAAAGACUACUUAAAUUCAGCAAAUAGCUCUGAUUUAAAUAGAAGUAAUGCUUAUGAGUCUUUAAUUUAAGGGGAAGAUGGUGAUAAUUAAAGUGAAGAACAAAAGAGAAGGGUACAAACAAAAGCUAUUAUCAAAAAUAAAAACAAAAAGCUAAUGAUGGAGUAAAAAUAAUUUAGUAUAGUGUCUUGUAUUGGUACAUAGGUCGAUGAUAAUCCAGAUAAUUUUAUUUUAUUUGGUGAAAUAUUUUGUUAUUUUAAAUCCUUUCUUAAAUACUGCAGAAUUGGAGAGUCUAUUGCUCCUGAAUAUUGCUACCUUUCAGAUUUUAGACCUGUUAUUAGCACUCAAAUAAAAAACUAAAUGAUAUAUGCUUACCUAGAUUGCAACGACAUGAAAUAAUAGGUAGAUGAAAUAAAAAAUAAAUAAAUUAUUUCUAACAAUUUUAGAAAAAUAGACUAUAUUUGCCGCAAGCUUAAAUCGCUAUCUGAUAAUAAUGCUUACAUUUUUACAAAUCAUUUAGAAAACUAUAAAGCGCUGAUUUAAUAAUAUGCAGAUAUGGUAGAAAAAGUUCAUUCUACAUUCGAUUAUAAUAUAGAAGCUAUUUAAGAAUAACUAAAUGCAAAUUUUGAAGAAAGUUUAAAGAAGGCCAAUGAAAUUUUAGAUAAAAUCUAGCUUGAAAACCCAAAUAUAAUUCUAUAAUUUUUUAUAAAAAAAUUAGAUGCUUUUUCUUUAACAAGUAAAACAAAUAUGACAGGAGGAAAUAGUAAUUUCAUUGAACUAAUCAGUGGAUAGAGCAAUCCUAAUUUUAUAUCUUACUAUUUCACUAAAUUUGGUACUCCUGAAGUGUUGGACUGGAAAGGGAUAGUAGAAAUAACGAUGGCUCAAUUCACUGGAAAUUAAUGUUUUGAAUUCGAUCUAUAAAGUAUAGACGGGUAUUCAAUUCCAGCAAAGGCCUCAUAUAAUUUUAUUUUACUUAAUUCUCGAGAAAUAAUCCCAGGCUUUUCUAUUUCAGAUGUUUUAGAAAUAUAUUCCUACGAAGUAAAUCCUCAAAUCCUAAAAUGCCUUAAAACAAAGAGGUCGCUUACAGUUUAGAAGAACACAAGAGAAGAUAUUUGCUACACAAUUAAAUCAGAGAUAUUCCUUUAAAAAUUUUAUCCAGAAAUGUGCCAAAAAGUAAAUUAGAGUGAAUAAAAUAGCAACCCAUAUAAUUCAAACAGUAAAAUUUAAAAUUAGAAAUUUUCUAAUUUAGAUAACUUUUCUUAAAUGUAUGAUCCUUGCUUGCUACAGUAAGAAAUCCAAUCUGAGCUAUUCAGGAUCAAUCGCUAAAUAAAUUCUAAAUUAUUUUGA
Molecule: messenger RNA, 1422 nt
Organism: Tetrahymena thermophila SB210
Lineage: Eukaryota; Ciliophora; Oligohymenophorea; Hymenostomatida; Tetrahymenidae
Product: kinase domain protein
Exons: 1
Source: RefSeq, a predicted model, not a curated record